AUGAACAUUCAUAGUAAAGCUAAUAAAUAUGUGUGUCCUAAUGAUCGGCAAUUAUCUUUACGAGCAAAGUUACGUACUGGCUGGAGUGCUGCCCGCAGCGAGCCCCCGCUGACAGCUGCUGAGCGAGAGGCCAUAUCUGCUGUUGUCAAGCGAGCUGAGAAGGUAGAAGAUAAUGAGGCGAAAAGGAUCGGUCGACUAGUUGCCCGACUUGAAGGGAUGCGCCGAUCAGCCCAAGGACCAGCACCAAGAAGCUGCGUUCUCUGCGGAGAAACAUCAAGGCUUCUGGCUCCCCUUCGGCUUUGUUCCAUGUGCAGAAAUUAUGCCUGCCCAAAAUGUGUCAUCGAUACUCCACAUAAAUUAUAUUCUAGAGAACAGUACAUGUGUAACCUCUGUGCUGAGACCAGAGAGAUGUGGAAGAAGUCUGGUGCGUGGUUCUUCAAGUCUUUACCAAAGUAUGUCCUGCCAGAACGGAAAACCAAGUAUAAUGAUACAGAGUUCUCCAGAUCACUUCAGGAAGCGGGUAACAGUAGCAACGAAGGUAAGUCAGAUUCAGAGCCGAGCUCACCGCUAAGCCUCCAUCCGCCUAUGUUCUCCCGACAACCGAGCAACACUGAUAGCAGGAAAUCUGUCAGCAUAUCUCAGGAUGCUUUCGAUGCCAGUGAAACCGAAAAUCUUACACACGGUGUAUCUGGUCUAAGCCUCCAUAGGACUGAUAGUUAUAGCCAACGGUCCUUAGGUCUCAAACGUACAGGCAGUGUAAGAACUAUAAGAAAGGACUCAAAUAAGGCUGAAAGACCUCCAGUGAUACCAGAUGCCGGGUUUGGCACCAUAGAGAUAAAACUUGCGUAUGACAAUGGAACUUCGUCAUUGGCUGUGAGCGUUCUUCGGGCGCGGGGUUUAAUAGGAAUGGACAUGACAGGGUUAUCGGAUCCCUUUUGUAGAUUAGAAAUUCUACCCAUUGAAGGUACAUAUUCAAAUAGAUUAAGAACUAAAACCGUGCAUAAAACGAAAAACCCAGAAUUCAACGAAACACUGCAUUUCUUUGGCAUCACAGAAUCGGACCUCAAUUCGAAGUCAUUGGAAAUUGUAGUUUUUGACGACGAUAGAUACGGCUGUGACGAAAUGGGUUCAGCAACGGUAGCUUUGCGAGAAUGUAUAAAAUCGCCCGCCCAACUCCGCUUAGCUCUUUCAGGGGCGUCCAGUUCGGAGCCAUUAGGUCCUAGACUACUAUUAGCUCUUUGCUAUAAUACCAAGAGAAGGGCACUAGCAGUGACUGUAUGCAAAGCUACCGAAUUACCACCUCGGGAUAGCAAUGGAUAUUCUGACCCAUUUGUUAAGAUCCAUCUGGAUCCGGAUCCCUACCAUAAAAAGCACAAGACGUCAAUUAAGUGGCGAAACCUAAAUCCAGUUUGGAACGAAGGCUUCUUCUUCGAAACCCGUUUGACAGAACUUUCGCGCCAAAAUCUGACAUUGACAGUUUGGGACAAAGAUUAUGGAAAGCCAAAUGACUUUUUAGGAAGUUUGAUACUUGGAUCAAGUAGUAAGGGUAGAAGAUUGAAGCAUUGGAUGGAUUGUAUCAAGUUUCCGGAUCAUAGACACGAACAGUGGCAUGCGUUGACAGAUACACAACAUAUUUAA
This is a messenger RNA of Pieris macdunnoughi, 1638 nucleotides long. The record is from the annotation of a GenBank genome assembly. NCBI's taxonomy places the organism in Eukaryota, Metazoa, Arthropoda, Insecta, Lepidoptera, Pieridae.